Molecule: messenger RNA, 1607 nt
Organism: Salvelinus fontinalis (brook trout)
Lineage: Eukaryota; Metazoa; Chordata; Actinopteri; Salmoniformes; Salmonidae
Product: vesicle-trafficking protein SEC22b-B-like
Exons: 5
Coding region: 167-814 (215 amino acids)
Biological process (GO): retrograde vesicle-mediated transport, Golgi to endoplasmic reticulum; endoplasmic reticulum to Golgi vesicle-mediated transport; vesicle fusion with Golgi apparatus
Cellular component (GO): SNARE complex; Golgi membrane; ER to Golgi transport vesicle membrane
Molecular function (GO): SNAP receptor activity
Source: RefSeq, a predicted model, not a curated record
AACAACAUGGACUUCCGGCCAGCUCACACAUCGAGCUUCCCUCCAGCGCGUCAGAUUUGACAGCAGAAGCUACGCAGCCAAGUUUAUAUGAAGUUUCAAGUUUCGGCACAGCCAGUAAACACCUACAACUCAAUCUGUAGUGUGAAUUUGAAAGAUUUCGGUCAAUAUGGUUUUGCUGACAAUGAUCGCUCGGGUAGCAGAUGGACUGCCGCUUGCUGCAUCGAUGCAAGAAGACGAGCAGUCAGGAAGAGACUUGCAACACUACCAGAGCCAGGCUAAGCAGCUCUGCCGCAAGCUCAAUGCCCAGAGCCCCAACAGAUGUACCCUGGAGGCUGGGGUCAUGUCUUUCCACUAUGUAUUAGAACAUGGUGUAUGCUACUUGGCCUUGUGCGAAGCUGUGUUUCCCAAGAAGCUGGUCUUUGGGUACCUGGAAGACCUCCAGACAGAAUUCCAUGAGCAGUAUGGAAAGAAAGUCCCCACAGUCUCCAGGCCGUACUCUUUCAUUGAGUUUGACACGUACAUCCAGAAAACAAAAAGAACCUACAUUGACAGCAGGGCACGGAGGAACCUGGGCAGCAUCAACACAGAACUGCAGGAUGUCCAGCGGAUCAUGGUGGCAAACAUUGAAGAGGUCCUGCAACGAGGAGAGGCCCUAUCGGCUCUCGACACCAAAGCCAGCAAUCUGUCCAGCCUUUCAAAGAAGUACCGCAGCGAUGCCAAGUACCUCAACACCCGAUCCACCUAUGCUAAGAUAGCAGCCGGGGCAGUCUUCUUCAUUACACUUAUCGUCUAUGUGCGUUUCUGGUGGAUCUGAUGCGUAAGGACUGUGAAAGAGGAGAUAGUCUGGGUUCCCUUUGUAACCAAAUAUUAAAACUGUCAAUUGUAAUAUAUUAAGCUUUGCUGUUAACAGAAACCAUUAAGUUCCUACAUGGGUGCCUUAGGGGGAGGCUGGGACCUUGUACAUGGGUGCCUUAGGGGGAGGCUGGGACCUUGUACAUGGGUGCCUUAGGGGGAGGCUGGGACCUUGUACAUGGGUGCCUUAGGGGGAGGCUGGGACCUUGUACAUGGGUGCCUUAGGGGGAGGCUGGGACCUUGUACAUGGGUGCCUUAGGGGGAGGCUGGGACCUUGUACAUGGGUGCCUUAGGGGGAGGCUGGGACCUUGUACAUGGGUGCCUUAGGGGGAGGCUGGGACCUUGUACAUGGGUGCCUUAGGGGGAGGCUGGGACCUGUUCUGUGUAGUGGAUGGACUCAUGUCUGUUUCAGUUGUGUCAUGUCACAUACCUGUAUGGACACAUACUGACCUGUGGUUGCUAAUGUGAGCGAGGUGUAGCUUUCUGUGCAUUCAUAGUGUUUGUAUAAUCCCAUUCACUGGAUUAUAAAAGGGAUUGAAAAUGCGUUAUCAAUGUUUACAUUACGAGGUGGGGGUUCUGUACCAUGUCUUUGAAGGAAAAUUCUAUAUGCAAAUGGUCUUAAGUGUGAAACAACUUGUUACCGUGAGUUUAUUGUUUACAAAACAUACAUAAUUGUAAGUAAUUAUUUGUUGAAAGGUAUAUUUACUAUCUUCUCAAUGUUUAUCAGAUUAAAAAAAUAAAAAUUUGGAACACUA